AUGGGUACACUUGGCGUAUUGGUUCGGGUUCCUCUUCCUUUUGGUUCAGCAAUUGGAGCUCUCUCGGCCCUAUUGGUAACUAUGUACCAGUUAUUGAUAUUCAUGACCUCCAUCUAUCUGUUAAAGAUGUUCUUUCCACUUCUGGUAGCCGUACUCAGGUUCUACACCAACCUCCCAUUAGCGGUAGAGAAUCACAUCAACAAUUUUCACAUCCACUUUAAUGACAACAUUGAGGAUGCGUUAAUUUGGUCUCAAAACAAAAAUGGUACUUAUUCUACAAAAAGCGGCUUCCAUUGGCUUCUCACCUUCAGAGUCCCGGCAACUGAUAUCAUCCCUCACCCCUCUUGGUCUUGGAUUUGGAAUUUGCAGGUUCCGGAAAAGUACAAGUUUCUCAUCUGGCUCGCUUGUCAAAAUGUUGUACCAACUCUUUCCUUGCUCCACCGUAGAAACAUAGCGCCAUCUCCCACCUGUGCUCGAUGCGGAGAAGAAGAUGAAACCUUCCUGCACUGUGUCAGGGACUGUCAUUUUUCUAGAAGCAUAUGGCAGAAAAUCGGGUUUACAGGUAAUGAUUUCUUCACAGCUACAUCAGCUCAUGAUUGGUUCAAGAUCGGUAUGUCCAGCUCCCUCCCAGAUAUCUUUUUCGGUGGUCUUUGGUGGGCUUGGAGACACCGUAACUUAAUGUGCCUUAAUAAUGAAACAAUGUCUCUUUUUCGGUUGUGCAACAAUAUCGUUUCAGCAGCUACAUAUAUCAAGUCUGCCUUUGAUAGCGAGGAAAAUGUGAACCAUUCUGACCGUUUCGUGAAAUGGAACAACAGAAAUCACCAUGACCAUAUUCUUAAUGUGGAUGGCAGCUGCUUAGGCACUCCCUCACGCACCGGUUACGGUGGUAUUCUCCGUAAUAGUGCAGGCUUGUUCAUCUCAGGUUUUUCCGGUUUCAUCCCGAAUUCGACGGACAUAUUGCAAGCCGAGCUAACCGCAAUUCACCAAAGUUUGCAUAUGGUUAUUGAUUCGAAUAUGAAUGACGUCAUGUGCUACUCGGAUUCACUUCUUGCAGUUAAUCUUAUUAUGAAUGACACUCCGAGAUAUCACACCUACGCCGUCCUCAUUCAGAACAUAAAGGAUUUGCUUAGUGUUCGAAAUAUCACUCUCCAUCACACAUUAAGAGAGGGGAACCAAUGUGCGGAUUUCUUUGCCAAGUUGGGUGCUAAUUCAGAUGUUCAUCUUGUCGUCCACCAAUCACCGCCAGCUGACCUCCUCCCUCUGCUUAGAGCUGAUGCUAUAGGCACUGUCUUUAUUAGGAGUUAG
Medicago truncatula (barrel medic) is the source of this 1305-nucleotide messenger RNA. RefSeq lists its product as uncharacterized. Gene Ontology annotation, molecular function: nucleic acid binding; RNA-DNA hybrid ribonuclease activity. The coding region runs from base 1 to 1305 and encodes 434 amino acids. The transcript has a single exon. NCBI's taxonomy places the organism in Eukaryota, Viridiplantae, Streptophyta, Magnoliopsida, Fabales, Fabaceae. The record is from RefSeq and is a predicted model, not a curated record.